AUGGAGGAAGAAAUGGAAAAAAAACGGAGGGGAUACGUUGACGAGACAAACAGUGUCUCGGGAAGAGAAGAAUACGGGGGAUUCCAUAAGAAAAAACUGAAGGCAGAGCUUGAAGUGCUGGAGCAUGAGGCGUUUGGACAGGGCCUGGAGGUUGGGCACCACGAAGAAGGGGGGGGAGGACUGGAAGAGAUCCAGCAGGAGCUUGCCUCAGGGUUCCACGCAGAUCUGUCGAUGCUGGAGCACCUUCCGGGGAGUGCAGGGCGAGGGACAUCGGGGAAUACUGGACCCGAACCAGCACCUGUGUAUCCAGUCGCUGCCGAUCCUGGACAAUCUGGUGAGUGGGGCUGUAAGAGGCUGCAAGACGCUACAAGACGCUACAAGAAGCAGCAAGAGGCUGCAGAAGCAACAGAAAGCGCUGGCAGAGAAAUAAAAGGAAUAAAAGGCUAA
Pneumocystis jirovecii RU7 is the source of this 447-nucleotide messenger RNA. RefSeq lists its product as uncharacterized. The record is from RefSeq and is a predicted model, not a curated record. NCBI's taxonomy places the organism in Eukaryota, Fungi, Ascomycota, Pneumocystomycetes, Pneumocystales, Pneumocystaceae. The coding region runs from base 1 to 447 and encodes 148 amino acids. The transcript is spliced from 2 exons.